Messenger RNA from Aureobasidium namibiae CBS 147.97, 1305 nucleotides. RefSeq lists its product as uncharacterized. Bases 1 to 1305 code for a protein of 434 amino acids. The record is from RefSeq and is a predicted model, not a curated record. The transcript has a single exon. Lineage: Eukaryota; Fungi; Ascomycota; Dothideomycetes; Dothideales; Saccotheciaceae.
AUGGCAAGCACAAACACGGCAGACUCGGAGGAUGAGUCCGAGUGGGAGUACGAGUACGACACGACUGCGACCGACGACUUUUAUCUGACUCUCGACUUGACAACCCACAUCCCACCUGCGCUUGCUAGGGACAGGCGCACCAAGGCUCAGAAGUCAAACACCCGCGGCUCGAACAAGAGUCUUGCCAAUGCACCUGGCGCUGCUGACUCCGGUACCAAGGAUGUUGCGCUUCAAGAUGGCAAUCGAGACUCAGCCGACACACCGGCCGAGCGCAUGCAGAUUGUCGGACUGCACGACAGGAACCCAAUCAUCUCCUACAACAACUCCAUCUACUCGUGUCAAUGGGCUACCGAUCUAGCCACUCAGAUCUUUCUCACACCCCCGCCGACCGACUUCGAUCCCGACCACCCAGCCCUUCGAUCGACCCCUUCCUUCGAUGUUCUAGGUAUGAGUGCUGCGAGACUUGUCGCCAUACCAGCCAGUAUUCAACCUCGAGAAACCGCUCCGCCGGCCGUCAUAAGAGCCGCGUAUGCAGGUCCAGAGACUACAUACACAACAGCAGAAGGCGACGUGAUCGAACACACCACAGCCCAAGGCUUGCGUAUCGGCCUGCCCUCUACCGCAAGUGCCCAGCGAACAAGUCAGGCAAAGUUUUUGGAAACGCUGUCGGCUAUGAAAGCGCGUCGCGGUGACCAGGAUGCCGUGCCUGUCACAAACAUCAAGGUCUAUCACCCGCCAGAAGGCUGGGAGGAAGAGCGUGCAGACUACAUCGAGAAGGAGAGCGCGCGUAGCAAAAAGGACAAAGCAGAGGCAGCCGCCCGUGCAAAGAGGGAGAAGGCUGAACAAACAGCUCGACUCACCAGGCUAAAUCGACGUCCCGCAUACGCUCGGCCAGACCCAGACCAGGAGAUCGAGGAAGAUGAAGGAGGCAGUGGAGAAGAAAACGAGGACGAUGCAAACAAGAAUGCGGAUGCUGAUGGCAACAAGCUAGUCACACGCAAGAGAAGAACACUGGCUCGUGGUGGUGCCCGAGGAGGUGCACCCAGCGGUAAAAGGUUGCGCCAGAGCUUGGGUCUGCCCGAAGCCAGACGUGAUGCGAGACCAAAAGGUCGGCCACGCAAGAAGAGAAAAGUGGAUGUGCAACCUGAAGCAACUGCCGAGGAGGCCAACGAAGAUACUCCUGUUGCAGGACCCAGUCGUGACGGUACGAGCACUCAGGCAGAAGCCGAGCAAGAGGAUACAAACAUGGCUGAAGGUGGUGCCACUCGAGGCGACGAUGAUGGUGUAGAGGACGUUGAUGAUUGA